UCUGUUCACACCUGAGGACAGUGAGGACAGUUUGCAGUUUGCUGUCUGUUCGGUCUAAUUUUUAUUCUAACAGAGUAUAAACUCUAAAAAAAGAAUUGGACUGUCUGCAUCAAGCCCUCACGAUGUGCAGUAUUAAAUGCAUGUUCAUUUUCUUCAAUGCGCUCUUCUUGGCUUCGGGGGUUGCCCUCAUCACUAUCGGAGUGCUACAGUACUCGACUUACACACAGAUAGGCACUUUUGCAGGGGGCGGCCUGUCGAAAAUUGCUAUAGUCCUCAUUGCAGUGGGUGUCACCAUAGCCCUCAUCUCCCUCUUGGGCCAUGUUGGGGCAUUCAUUAAUAACUCCUCUAUGGUGACUUGUUUCAUCUGCAUCUUGAUAGUGAUCAUCCUUUUGGAGGUAUUCACAGGCGCUGCCUUCUACAUAUUCCGCAGCAGGACUGCCCUCCUGCAGAUGAAUAGUGGUAUCAAUUCCAAAGCACGAGCGGUGAUCAAUGAAUACAGCCCGGGGAACAGACACGCCAUCAACAGAGUUCAGGAAAAGUUUAGCUGCUGUGGUGCAGACAGCUAUGAAGACUGGUCCGAGAGUGUGGGCUGGGAAAACCACGAUGCCGUGCCGGAUUCCUGCUGCGUGGUGAAGAGUGAGGGCUGUGGACAGGACAUGAGCCAUGCACACAAAAAGGGUUGUACCUGGGCUAUCAAGCUCUUUCUGUUGAAAAACCUGGUGUGGGUUGGUGCUGUCUGCAUUGCUCUUGGAGUCGCAGAGCUUUUUGGAGUGUUAGUCGGGGUGUGCCUGUGUCUGGACAUAAAAGGAAAAAACUAUGAAAACUUCAGCUGAUGUGCCAUCGUGCCCAUACACAGUUGUAUUCCUAAAUCAGUGACAGUUUCAGUUUGGUUUUGUUUGUUUCUUUUUUCUUAUUUUUUGGCCAAAUUUAAUCUAUUGUAUUUGCUUCUGGUUUUGACAAAUGGAAAUUGUUUUGUUUAUUAUGGUCUAUGACAAUAAAAACACCUGUUAUAAUAGUAAAUUUCAUGCUUACCAUGAAUAUGUUCAAUAAAUGUGGGAUA
Molecule: messenger RNA, 1060 nt
Organism: Seriola dumerili (greater amberjack)
Lineage: Eukaryota; Metazoa; Chordata; Actinopteri; Carangiformes; Carangidae
Product: CD63 antigen-like
Exons: 7
Coding region: 123-833 (236 amino acids)
Cellular component (GO): membrane
Source: RefSeq, a predicted model, not a curated record